AUGUCUCGCCAGUCCACCGUGAGGAUUCAGAGGGGAAGAAGUGGCUUCAGCGCUGCUUCAGCCAUCGUCCCAAACACCUGCCGCACCAGCUUCAGUUCACGCUCCGUCACCCGGGUUGGAAGCUGCAAUGCUGGCAGUGGGUUUUCUAGGGUCGGUGGUGGCUUUGGAAGCAAAAGCCUCUACAAUGUUGGAGGAUGCAAGAGGAUCUCCGUGGCUGGAAGGGGUGGUGGCUUCUACGGACCUGCAGGUUUUGGUGGUGGCGCUGGUAGCGUGUAUGGUUGUGGUGGUGGCUUUGGCAUGCCAGCUAACCUUGGCUAUGGAUAUGGUGCCUUUGGUGGUGGCAUGGGUGGCCCUGGAUUCCCUGCUGGGGGCAUCCACGAAGUCUCCGUCAACCAGAGCCUUCUGAAACCUCUCAACCUGGAGAUUGACCCCAGCAUCCAGAGGAUCCGAAAGGAGGAGAAGGAACAAAUCAAAACCCUCAACAACAAAUUUGCCUCCUUCAUUGACAAGGUCCGAUUCCUUGAGCAACAAAACAAAGUGCUGGAAACCAAGUGGAGCCUGCUUCAGGAGCAGGGGAUGAAAACAGUUAAAAACAACUUGGAGCCGCUGUUUGAGACUUACAUCAACAACCUCAGGAUGCAGCUGAACAGUUUGCUGAGUGACAAGGGAAGGCUGGAGGGAGAGCUCGUCAACACUCAGUACCUGGUUGAGGACUUCAAGAAGAAGUAUGAAGAUGAAAUCAACAGGCGUACAGUUGCAGAGAAUGAAUUUGUGACACUUAAGAAGGAUGUAGAUGCUUCCUAUAUGAACAAGGUUGAACUACAAGCCAAGGUAGAUGCGCUGACUGAAGAAAUUAAUUUCCUGAGAGCCCUCUACGAAGCAGAGCUGUCUCAGAUGCAGACCCAGAUCUCCGACACCUCCGUUGUUCUCACCAUGGACAACAACCGAAACCUGGACCUAGACAGCAUCAUCUCGGAGGUCAAAGCUCAGUACGAGGACAUCGCCAACAGGAGCCGGGCUGAAGCCGAGUCCUGGUACCAAACCAAGUACGAGGAGCUACAGGCUACCGCAGGCAGGCACGGGGACGACCUCCGCAACACCAAGCAGGAGAUCUCCGAGCUCAACCGCCACGUCCAGAGGCUGCGGUCUGAAAUCGACAGCGUGAAGAAACAGUGUGCAAACCUGAAAGCAGCCAUCGCAGAUGCUGAGGAGCGCGGGGAGCUGGCCCUCAAGGAUGCCAAAGCCAAACUGGCCGAGCUGGAGGAUGCCCUGCAACAGGCCAAGGCAGACCUGGCCCGGCAGCUGCGCGAGUACCAGGAGCUGAUGAAUGUCAAGCUGGCCCUGGACAUCGAGAUUGCGACCUACAGGAAGCUGCUGGAGGGCGAGGAGUGCAGGCUGGCCGGAGAUGGCGUCCCAGUGAAUAUCUCUGUGACCAGAACAACUGUGGGAACAGGAUAUGGAGGAGGAAGCAACCUCAGCAUGGGAGGAGGAAUCUGUAACAUGGGGAACAGCUUCAGCUGCGGGAGCGGUCCUGGGGUGAGCAGCACCACCUUCGGAGGUGGCAGCAGCUCCAGCGUGAAGUUUGUCUCGACCUCCUCCACCAGAAGAAGUUACAGAAGCUAA
This is a messenger RNA of Cygnus atratus (black swan), 1623 nucleotides long. RefSeq names its product keratin, type II cytoskeletal 5-like. Gene Ontology annotation, biological process: keratinization; intermediate filament organization. Bases 1 to 1623 code for a protein of 540 amino acids. Gene Ontology annotation, molecular function: structural constituent of skin epidermis. The record is from RefSeq and is a predicted model, not a curated record. Gene Ontology annotation, cellular component: keratin filament. The transcript is spliced from 9 exons. NCBI's taxonomy places the organism in Eukaryota, Metazoa, Chordata, Aves, Anseriformes, Anatidae.